Molecule: messenger RNA, 1070 nt
Organism: Malus domestica (apple)
Lineage: Eukaryota; Viridiplantae; Streptophyta; Magnoliopsida; Rosales; Rosaceae
Product: ferredoxin C 2, chloroplastic-like
Biological process (GO): electron transport chain
Molecular function (GO): 2 iron, 2 sulfur cluster binding; electron transfer activity
Source: RefSeq, a predicted model, not a curated record
GGCUUUCUUGCUUCUGUUUGGCUUCUUAGCCUUGGGUUCUUCAAAAAAAAAAAAAAAAAAAAAAUAGCCCCCAUCUUCUUUAUCUUCUUGACUGCCCAUGGCUUACCCGUCAACCAGAAUUAGUGUCAUGGACCAUGCCAUUCCCUGCAAUCCCUGCAUUUCCCUUUCUAUCCACCUGAAACCGCCACCCUUCCGCCAAAUCAGUUGGCCAAACACCGUCACCCACCACUCCAACAUAACCAAAUGGCGUCGCAACACGACUUCCGAGCUCCAAACUCCGGUGGCUGUCACCGACCGAACCGGUGACUGCUCUCCUUCAGUUCCCACACACAAAGUCACCGUUCACGACAGACAACGAGGAGUCUCCCACCAGUUCCUCGUCCCCGAGGACCAGUACAUAUUGCACACAGCAGAGUCGCAGGACAUCACGCUUCCAUUCGCUUGCAGGCACGGUUGUUGUACCAGUUGUGCAGUACGCGUAAAAUCUGGAGAACUUAGACAGCCUGAGGCACUAGGAAUUUCUACCGAAUUGAAAUCAAAGGGCUAUGCACUUCUCUGUGUGGGUUAUCCAUCAUCUGAUCUUGAAGUAGAAACGCAAGAGGAGGAUGAGGUAUAUUGGCUUCAGUUUGGCAGAUAUUUUGCUCGGGGACCAAUUGAAAGAGAUGACUAUGCAUUGGAGUUAGCUAUGGGGGAUGAAUAAGCAAUGUAGAGUAUUGGCUUUGGAGUUGCGACCUACUGAUUAAUCAUGGAUGUCGUAUUUUGUUUGCUUGCCCAGAACGGUAUCUUUCCAUCUUCAUGGACCUUGGUUUAUGUACCAUCUUUUCCACUGAGUGUACAUCCAAUGCUAAGUAUGGUCGUUGCCUAGGUAAUGUUCUCUUAUACUUGCUUUGCUGUUGUCAUUGUUUUUUAGCUUGGAUUGAACAAGGCCAUGUGUGGCUUGAGUCAAUUAUCUAGGAUGUUCUCUAUGUAAUCAAUUGUUAUGCAAUACAAAUUAUUUCUUUGCUCGAUGACAAGAAUGAAUGAUAGGAGAUCACUUGUCAAUGUAUCUAUCAAAAAUGCUAUUCUGAAAA